AUGUCUGCGUCACUCGCCCCGGAAUGCAAUGAAAUCAAAGAACGCUAUGAUACAUGCUUCUUGAAGUGGUAUAGCGAGAAGUAUCUUCGCGGUGCCGAAAAGGAUAACAAAGAGUGCGAGCCUCUCUUUAAGCAGUAUCAGACAUGUCUCGGUGUGGCCCUGAAGCAGCGUGGCAUUGAUAAGCUGCUAGAGGAAGCGCGAGAAGAUAACAAAGAGAAUGACGCGCGGCUCACACAACCAAAGACUGGCUACAUUACUGCACGCUGGGACCUUGUCACUCGCUUGUAUGAGCUUGCCAUUUUUGCCUGGGAGUAUCAAGUUGCCAUUCGGGCUGCCAAAGGUGCCAUUGCCCUGACUGUUCUCUUCUUCAUCGUCAUUUUCCCAGUCUAUCUCUUGGCCAAAAAAGAGACGCACCUUCAUCCAAGGCAACCUGGAAUUGCCGUCACCCUGGUCAUGGUGGAACAUGAUGGCUUGAUGCGCGUGUUUUGGCCGACAGACAUUCGCGUGUCUGAACGCCCGGGCGUAGUCGUUGGCUGGCGCAAUUCGACGCUGGAUGUUUUCGUCGUUGCAAUUCUGGACGAUGUCGACCCUCGUAAUGUCGAAAUCCACCUCAGAUCCAAUACAUUCUUCCGCAGCGGUCCGCAUUCUUCCAGCCGUAUUUACGAACUCUGUGGCCAUUCCUCUAUGCAUGUACUCGGCCUCUCGAAUGCGACAAACCACGCCUUGGUAGAUUCCUCAUGGGUCUGCGCUACGACCAGUGCCUCCCGCGAACCUCGAAUUACGUGUGCCAAGGCUUCAAGUGUCCAACUCAUCCUAUAUGACCGACCACGACCAAAAGGCAUGCAAUACAUUUCACUCAAUCCAAUCUCUCUCGCUCUUGGCGAUAAAUGGUACGCCUCCGAUGAUGGUAAAGGUGACGGGUCAGAAGGCGAGGAGGAACGCCGCGAGAGGCAACAUCAGGAAGCCAAGCUCAAGUUGGUCAACAAGCUCAAGCAGCACUCUAUCAUUAUUCGGUCUGCGUCCGCCCGAGACAAGGCACUCGAAAAAGUUGUUCAUCAAGUCAAUUGGUCCUGGGAGCUCGAGCAGACUCUGCAAAAGAACGUAGGCAAGCUUGGUCCGCGCCCCAAGCGAGGUCUUAGCGUGUCGGAGCGGGUUGUCGAGUCUACGACGGCGAUGCGCAACUACAUUCUUAUGCAGUUGUGGAUUGCUUUCGUCAUCUACAUAUUCCCCUUCAUUCGAAAAGGAUUCGUGAUGCUACUUUUUUUACACCGAGCUUUGGCAGAGAUGCUCCUCUUAGUCCUUGAGUUUCGCAUUAAGCCCGGGUACGCAGCAUUGAAGGAUGUGUCCGCCACGGCACAGCAGAUUGAAAUUCGCUUGCUGCAGUUUUGCUAUUGGCCCAUGCAGUACAUUACGCUUCGGCAACGCAAAAUGGACUGGGCCAGUGUAAACACGAGCCACCCGGAUUACAUUCGCUUUUACAACAGUCUUUGGCUCGUUGCGAAUGAUGUGAUUAUCGGCAUUGCUAUCGGAUCCUACAUCAUAGAAAAUGCGGAUUGGGUGUCAGCCAAGGUAAAUGAUUUGCUGCGCGUCUAUACUGUAGAUGCGUUGCAGAGUAGUAUUUCUUGGCUCAUGGGGUGGCCCGCCGGUCUCAAGCUCAAUGGUGAGUUGGCGAGCUUUUUGGGCGCGCUCUUUCUUUGGGUGAUCACAUACUGGUCGAACUGCAUCGAUGCACUCGCUCCAGCUUUACCUAAGCUGGUCUGGUUUAUUGGCUUUUCAUCUUUUGCAGGCGCCAGUAUGCCCCUAGCAAUGCUUUCGGAUCUGCUCUCAGCCCUGACAGUCCACAUCUACUCCUUUUAUCUCGCGUCAGCUCGUAUCUACCACUGGCAGCUGACAAUCUUGCAAUCGCUGUUCCAUCUCUUCCGUGGAAAGAAGCACAAUGUCCUACGUAACCGUAUCGAUUCUUGCGACUAUGAUCUCGACCAACUCCUUGUCGGCACCAUUUUGUUCACACUACUGUCGUUCUUGCUGCCAACUGUCGGCGUUUUUUACAUCAAUUUCGCAAUCGCUCGCAUGAUGAUUAUCUCGAUGAAAGCAGGAUUCGAUACAUUACUUUCUUGUCUCAAUCACUUUCCAUUAUUCGCUCUUAUGCUGCGAGUCAAGGACUCUAGGCGACUACCCGGCGGCAUCCGAUUCGAACUGCGGGAUGCCCACCAUAAUAGACCCCUCAACCUUAAUGUUAAUGAACCUCCCACCUCGGUCAUCUAUCUCAAGUCUGUGCCUCUGUCUUUCAAGGCCAUGUUCGAUCAAUACUUUCAGAUGGCCGAGCGAAUCCGCAAACACUACCUCUCUCCGCGCGUAUUUCUGUGUCUUUUGACGGGACAAUUUGUGCCGCCCAUCAACCGGCGCAACCUGUACAGUCUUCAAUACAGCAUGCUACCGGCCCGGCGAGCUACCAUGUGGGAGAUGUGGCGGGCGCUCAAUGCGCAGAUACCACAGAAGAAGCCAUUUCAGCUCCCAAACAUACCACCCUUGACAAACGGUGGCGGCAGGCGAGGAGGUGUGAAUGGCCGAAUAGUACCGAAUUAA
This is a messenger RNA of Beauveria bassiana ARSEF 2860, 2586 nucleotides long. RefSeq names its product N-acetylglucosaminyl transferase component. The transcript is spliced from 12 exons. The record is from RefSeq and is a predicted model, not a curated record. The coding region runs from base 1 to 2586 and encodes 861 amino acids. Gene Ontology annotation, biological process: GPI anchor biosynthetic process. Lineage: Eukaryota; Fungi; Ascomycota; Sordariomycetes; Hypocreales; Cordycipitaceae. Gene Ontology annotation, cellular component: membrane; endoplasmic reticulum.